Jatropha curcas is the source of this 2186-nucleotide messenger RNA. The record is from RefSeq and is a predicted model, not a curated record. NCBI's taxonomy places the organism in Eukaryota, Viridiplantae, Streptophyta, Magnoliopsida, Malpighiales, Euphorbiaceae.
UUCCUUUUCUAAUUUUCGCUGUCUUGUUUGGUUUACAGUUUAAUUACAUAGGUUUCUGCGGUUUUAAAGAUCUGCUUUCUGCAUCAUUUAUUGGGAGAAUCAAUGGCAAGUUCAUUUAAUCCUCAGAUUUUAGUGGAAAAGCUUGCCAAGCUCAAUCAUUCGCAAGCAAGCAUAGAGAGUAUCCUUUUGAUAAGGACAGUGGAUGAUAUUUUUCUUCUUUGUACUGUUAAUUAGUGUCUAAGAUAAUUUUAUUUGCAGUUUUCAUCAUUAUAGAUGGUCAGAUGUCUAUUCUCACAGUUUGAUUCGUAACAAGCUGAUUGAUAUCUUUAAAGAAAAAAAUGAGGACUAGGGUGCAUUGAUAACUGAAAAAGGAAAUGGUGCGUUGCUACUGGGCUUGAGUGAGGAACAUUAUGAAAUUCUCUAUAUAAAGUUUUCUAAGAUUAGAGCUGUUUUAUUAUGGUUUUGGAAUCCUCCAUGACUUUAACGCUUCCCUGUAGUUUGCAGUUUUGUUUGAAGAAUUUGUUUCAUGGAUACUAUCUCAUUUUUUCUUGCUUUUAUUUUUUACCGUUAAUAGAUGACAGUAUAUUUGGUAUAUGCUCACGUAUGAGCCCUUGUCGUCUAUAAUGCGCAACCUUCCUUAAAGUGUGAUUCUUUAAAAUGGGUUAGUUUUGCUCCUGCAAUAUGGGUUUCAAUGAAAUGACAAAAUCCAGUAGUAGAGUGGCUGAGCUAUUUGGAAAUUUAGGCGGUCUUUUAAGAAUAUGCUUAUUUCAAAUUGUAUCCAUGGGACCCAUCCCCAGCCAUUUUGCUUUCAUAAUGGAUGGAAAUCGUAGGUAUGCUAAGAAGGGGAACUUGAAACUAGGUGCUGGUCAUCAGGCUGGAUUUGAGUCUCUUAUAUCCAUACUUAUGUACUGCUAUGAAUUGGGAGUAAAGUAUGUAACUAUCUAUGCCUUUAGCAUUGAUAAUUUUAAGAGGCGGCCAGAUGAGGUUAAGGACCUGAUGGAUCUGAUGCUAGAAAAGAUUGACGAGAUGCUCAAGGAAGAAAGCAUGGCGAAGCAAUAUGGAAUCAGAGUAUAUUUUAAAGCUUAUACCUCACGUGAUGAGAUUUUACACGCAGUUCAAGAUUCUUGUAAAAAUAAAUGGGAGGAAAUUCAACCAUUGAGCUUUUGGAAGGCUACUAAUGGUGGCAUUCAAGAAAUAGACGAUUGUAAGAAGAUGAAUGGUGUCACACCACAUGGUUUUCAAGAAUUCCGGAAAGAUGAAGUUGAUGGAUCUCAAGCAACAACAACAAGUGCAACCUGCAGUGGUUUGAUUAGAGGAGUUGGAGGGGUUGACACUGAACAUAGCAUGGUCAUGCAUGCAGUGCACACAUCCUAUGAAGAUCAGGCAUUGAUGGCAAAUAGAAUUGGCCAUGGGGUGUCUCCAAUUGAAGAGAGUGAGAAGAUGCAAGGAGAGUGUUCUAUGAUAAAACUGGUAGACAUCGAGAAGUACAUGUAUAUGGCAGUAGCUCCUGAGCCUGACAUUCUUAUUCAAAGUUCUGGAGAGACCCGUCUUAGCAACUUCCUACUUUGGCAGUCUACUAACUGCCUGUUGUAUUCUCCUGAUGCAUUAUGGCCAGAAAUUGGUUCAUAAAUAGAAAAUCUCCUAGGCUAGGUAGAUAAUUUCCCAAUUACAAACAUUAAAUAAUCACUACAUGAUGGGAAAAAUGGGUUAUGGCACUUGGUUCGGGCAAUAUUGGACUUCCAACGCAACCACAAUUAUUUGGAGAAGAAAAAGAAGCAGUUGUAACAAAUUUAAUGUUGAAGGACAGUAUCUUAUCUCAUAUUGAAUUCAAUAGCUGUGCGUUUGCCACUAAAUUCCUCUGGAAGUCAGGAAGCUUUAGAAGCCUUAGAUUUUCAAGAAUGGGCGUUUUUUCAGUUGCAGGGAUGCCAUGGCGUAAAGUAAGCAUAACCAGUGAAGUACGAAACCACAAAAAUGCUUACUCCCACCCAUUUUAAAUAUUUUAAGUUUUUUAGUGUAAUCUUGAAAGCAUCCCUGUCUAGCCUACCGCCCUCCAUUAAAUUUGAGCUCUCAAAUACCAUUUUUCUGUUGAGUUUUCUGGUUUGUGACACGCACUUUUCUAGAUGAAUAUAUAUGCUAUGAACCACAGUCAGACAUUUUGUGGUAGUAAAUGGCCUGUUGAUUGUACA